Molecule: messenger RNA, 3022 nt
Organism: Rhinolophus ferrumequinum (greater horseshoe bat)
Lineage: Eukaryota; Metazoa; Chordata; Mammalia; Chiroptera; Rhinolophidae
Gene: CBLN2
Product: cerebellin 2 precursor
Exons: 4
Coding region: 578-1252 (224 amino acids)
Molecular function (GO): protein binding
Source: RefSeq, a predicted model, not a curated record
GGCAUUUUAAUAAAUAAGCGCAAGUGCCAGUGGGUUCCAGGAGCCCCGAGGUUCAGAGGAGCAGCACAGAAACCCCAGCGGAGGAGCCUCCUAAUCCCUGCCAAAUCCUGACAUUUGCCAAACUGGAGAUUCUGGAAUCGCAGCGCUUAAACCAUUAAAAUCCCAAGCGUUUUCCUCUUCAACCCAGUCUUUUUAUUUUUAUUUAUUUAUUUUUUUAAGAAAACUGCCUCCCCCCACCACCACCACCACUACCACCCCAAUUAUGAAAGUGGUCAUGCUGUUCAGGAUUAAGAUUUGGAGGGAAUUUGGAAAAGAAAAGACAGAAUCGAACAUCAGAGGUGCGACCGGUCUUUGAGGGUCCUACUUUUAAAGAGAGGCUUCUGGGAGGAUUCUGAGUGUUCGGGUCCGCUGGUGUCUUUCUUCUGAGGACGACCCUGGCCUUAACCAUCAGAGCAGGGGACAGAGGCCAGAGGAGGCUACCCACCGGCCACACGCGUCGCUCGCCCUCCGGCGCUCCUCCUGCCCCUGCAGCUGCCGCUGCCCGCCGCUGCCCCCGCGCGCCGCCGCCCCAGCCCCGAUGCCGGCGCCCGGCUGGGGCCGCCACGGGCCGCCGCUGACCAUGCCCGGGCGCCGGGGGGCGCUGCGAGAGCCGGCGGGCUGCGGCUCCUGCCUGGGGGCGGCGCUGGCCCUGCUGCUGCUUCUGGUGCCCGCCGGCUGCCCGGUGCGGGCGCAGAAUGACACGGAGCCCAUCGUGCUGGAGGGCAAGUGCCUGGUGGUAUGCGAUUCCAGUCCGUCGGCGGACGGCGCCGUCACUUCCUCGCUGGGCAUCUCCGUGCGCUCCGGCAGUGCCAAGGUGGCCUUCUCCGCCACGCGGAGCACCAACCACGAGCCGUCCGAGAUGAGCAACCGGACCAUGACCAUCUACUUCGACCAGGUUUUAGUAAAUAUUGGCAACCAUUUUGAUCUUGCCUCCAGUAUAUUUGUAGCACCGAGGAAAGGGAUUUAUAGCUUCAGUUUCCACGUGGUCAAAGUAUACAACAGACAGACCAUCCAGGUCAGUUUAAUGCAGAACGGCUACCCAGUGAUCUCAGCAUUUGCAGGAGACCAGGACGUCACCAGAGAAGCGGCCAGCAAUGGCGUCCUGUUGCUGAUGGAAAGGGAAGACAAAGUGCACCUCAAGCUGGAGCGGGGCAACCUCAUGGGAGGCUGGAAAUACUCCACGUUCUCGGGCUUCUUGGUGUUUCCUCUAUAAACACAGAGCCCCCGGAUGGUGGGGAGGUUGCCAUCUGGACCCCGGAAUCCACCCUCCCUCAUACCGUGAACUUGCCCGAGCAGGACAACUCAUUUCCAACCUCUGUCAGACUGUUGCGGUAAAAGAAUGAUUUCCUUCUAAAUCUCCAGUGUUUUCUUUGAAUAUUGACCAUUCCUUGGGAACCCGGCCUCUAAUUAGUUUUAGACGACAAGGUCUUCAGGAGAAAUGAAAUUAUCGAUCUGAGCAAUUUGUACCUGUGAUUGUAAAGUCGAUAUGGGAUUUUAUUGUUGGGACCAUUGCCUUUUCUUCUUUUGUUUGGACGUUGUCUUGGUACCCCACCGAGGAGUGCCGCAGACCUCAGGAUGGAUUGCAGGUUGCAGCCCAGGCUCAAAGGAAGAGCCCAGCAAAUCACCACCCUCCGGACGGUCCUUGAAAUGUGUUCUCUGUGUGUCUGUUCCGCCUUAAGGAAGAGAAUGGCUUCACUUUCAUUCUGCAUUUUUCCCUGGGUGGACGGGAGGACUCGGGAGGGGGAAGGGAACAUUGUGAACCUGUCAAGAAGUGCUUUAUCUGGAGAAGCAAAUUUUGCACGGUUGGACUGCGACUUUUGUUCUGUAUUGUUUGUGUGUGUGUGUGUAUGUGUGUUUUUUUUUUUUUCUUGGAAAGCUUUACUUUUCUUUCCACUCUCAGCUCUCCCUCCUCACCCCUGCUUUUAUUUUUCAUGCUGGGGUGAAGGAGAGAAAAUGUAUGUUGAAUUCCUGGAUGAGACCAAACCAAACCAAACCAAACCAACAAAAAAACUGCAUUUUGUUUCGGAUAAGACCAAAACCAAAAAAGAAAGGUAUCUGUAUAUCCAAAUACAAAUGGACAAUUCCGCUUGUUCUCUCAAAGAGACUCUAUCAGAGGCACCUUUAGAACUAACAACCUGGACUUUUUUUUUUUCUUUUCUUUUCUUUUUUUUUUUAAUUUACACUCUGGAAUACUUCCUUAAGAACCUGAUGUCCCUGGGUGGCCUGAAUCAUGUAAGAUGAGAACGGGAGCUGUCAUGACCACAUCUCCUAAACAUGCCAAGUGGCCUGGGUUCUGCCAGCAGCAUAUUUUCAUUUAUUUGGAUCCACCUCUGCGUGAGCAUACCAGGAUCAGGUGUGUCAAAGACAACAGGACCGGUCGCUCCCUCAGGAUCCUCUUCUGAUCUGCCUAGGAAAGAGGGGUGUUGACCUCCCCUGUGAGCACCUGGCGGGAAGCCACCUGGAUGUCCCAGUGGCUAACGGUAUUGGCGAGCCACCCGAGGAGCACUUCUGCAAAUCCUUCUCGUUUUGGCACUUUGUUCAACAAUGUUAUCAAAAUCCAGCUGCGAGUUUGAUGGGCACAGAAUUCUUAGGCCAAGGAAAUGUCACUGAUCCCAAAGCCGUCAAAGAAGAGACCUCAAACCGGAUGUUACUUUGUCCUUUGUGUAACAAUGUAACCAAAAUAUUGAUGAUAAAAAGUCAUAAUUUAAAAUUCAGAAUAAAUGGGUUUGAUGUCUGCCUUGCUCUUCUCCCUUCACAUCGUCUCCCAAACUCUCAAAACUUGUGUAAGUAUUGGCCACGGGUCAGGGACUCGGGGAAAGUCAGUCCAUUCUGUGCUUGUGUCAAAAAUACACGCACAAACACACACUCCCACAUGCAGAGCUAGCGAUGGGUCUAGGCGGAAACUGCACCCAUCAUACAUUCCAAUUUAUAUAUCAUAUUUUUCACACAGGAAAAUUUGGGGGGGGGUGAGGGGAGAUAAGUG